Cyprinodon variegatus (sheepshead minnow) is the source of this 560-nucleotide messenger RNA. It is a transcript of the gene timm10b, whose product is annotated as translocase of inner mitochondrial membrane 10 homolog B (yeast). The transcript is spliced from 3 exons. Gene Ontology annotation, cellular component: mitochondrial intermembrane space chaperone complex. The annotation marks the transcript as partial. The record is from RefSeq and is a predicted model, not a curated record. NCBI's taxonomy places the organism in Eukaryota, Metazoa, Chordata, Actinopteri, Cyprinodontiformes, Cyprinodontidae.
UUGUUUCAAAACAUGGCGGCCUCCAUGUGAAUGUCAUGCCAUGUUAAAUCCUACGUCUUAAUGAUCAAAUGCAAGCAGUUUGUUUAGAUUUUGUAACAUUAGAAGUAAAUUUUAUCUUCCUGUUUAUUUGCUUCAUCUGUCCGAUUUUAUGUGGAAUUAUUAAAACCCGGAUUUCAAAGCUUCCGUAGAUCUGGCGUGCAGGCUGCUUGUUUCCACAUUAGCAGACCAGUGAAUCGCCACCGAGGAGAAUUACGAUGGAUCCUGACACGCAGCUUAGAAACCUGCGGGAUUUCCUGCUGGUUUACAACCGCAUGACUGAGAUCUGCUUCCAGCGCUGCACAAGCAACUUCAACUACAGAAACCUCACAAUGGAUGAGGAGAGGUGCGUUGACAGCUGUGCUGGGAAGCUGAUCCGCACAAACCAUCGCUUGAUGGGCACCUAUGUGCAGCUGAUGCCUCGGAUGGUACAGCGGAGGAUGGAGGAGAUGGAGAGCAAGGCUGCAGAGAUGGCAAAGGCAACCGAGGCUGCUUCUGCAUCUGAGACCAUUGGAACUGCUCCA